Messenger RNA from Raphanus sativus (radish), 870 nucleotides. RefSeq names its product probable WRKY transcription factor 10. NCBI's taxonomy places the organism in Eukaryota, Viridiplantae, Streptophyta, Magnoliopsida, Brassicales, Brassicaceae. Bases 14 to 679 code for a protein of 221 amino acids. Gene Ontology annotation, biological process: regulation of DNA-templated transcription. The transcript has 3 exons. The record is from RefSeq and is a predicted model, not a curated record. Gene Ontology annotation, molecular function: DNA-binding transcription factor activity; sequence-specific DNA binding.
GUUUCCAGAGAAGAUGGAAAGUUUUGGUAGCGAUCAUGCAACAAUGAUGAUCUCCAACAACGGUCUUCCUCAUCAGCGGAUGGACGUUGAUCAGGCUCCUGAAGAUCACACCAUUGUUGAUGUUCUAAAUGUCGAACCUUCAUAUCCAAAAAGAAGGGAAGAUGAGGUAUCAAACAUGAUUGGAGCCACAAGACCGGGCAGUAACCAUGAAACAGUCAUCAUAAUUCAAAUGGAAAGGGAAGAAAACAAUCCUGACGAUGGUUAUAGCUGGAAAAAAUAUGGUCAGAAAGUCAUCAAGGGGAACCCAAAUGCGAGGAGUUACUACAAAUGCACAUUCUCUGGGUGCAAAGUAAAGAAGCAUGUGGAGAGAAGAAGUGACAAUAUGAAGUCAUUGGUGACUUCAUACUUCGGUAAUCAUGUGCACCAUGCACCAAUUCAACGCAGAAAGUCUUACCUUCUAAAGAAUCGGUCAAGUUCUUCAAUGUCUCAAGAUCCUAGCAAUCGGACCUCUCGGUUAGGCAGGCCACCUUCUUGCUCUUCGGCCUCUCAGGUUUUCUCUCCUUCGUUGGAGCCACACCUUGAUAUGACUCAGAUCUAUAUGACUGGACUCUCUCUGAGUUUACCAGGUAACCAGAAUGAUGAACCGAAGAUUGAUCGUGCGAUACCCGAUGGUACAUAGGUAUACAUGGGGAUAAGGGGUCGUCUAUUUCUUUACCUAUGCGUCAACCUUUAGAUGGUAAAACCUUAACAAACAAAAAAAGAUGUAAACCCUUUUUAUAUCCCUGGUGAUCUAUACUAUUAUGUACAAGAUAUACAAUCUUGUAGUCAUCCCUUUUUUUAAUGCAUAUUGUCUUUAAAUUGACCUAUUUA